AAGCAGUCCAAUCUGCGCAAAGUUCUUUAUUUGUGAAUUAUGUAAGUCGUUUGUUUCCAUGGUGAAUCGUCGAAUGAAGACCAAUUACGACUUGCCACAAAAUUAUCCGCUUUACGAUGACGGCGACAAGGAUAGCGACAAUGAAAACGAUGAUAUUGAACUGGAUAUAGAUGACCAACAACAUCGGUGUGGUGAAGUCUUUUGCCCAACGUGCUCAUUGUUCUUCAUGCCCGAAGAUAAUCAUGUCUGCUACAUGCAACCCAUUGAGCUCACAGACAAAGAAAAGGCUAAACACCUAAACGAUAAGCUAGCGUACUUUGAUCUUGAAACGUUUCAAGAUGAGGCAGGUGAUUUCAAAGUGAAUUUAGCGGUCAUAGCAACAAAAGACGAGAAAUUUGUCCUUCCGGAAGAUGGAAAUAUUAGCGGUGAUAUUUCAAGUGCUUUGGGGGAAUUCAUCUUUAGCGAACGCUUUCGUGGGUACACCUUUAUUGCACACAACUUGAAGGGAUUUGACGGGUAUUUUCUGCUAAACUAUCUAAUUAAGAACGGAAUCAUUCCACACCCAUUGAUCUUUAACGGGAGCAAGGUUGUGCAGAUGGAUAUUUCAAAACUUAAAAUAAAAUUCCGUGACUCUAUGAAUUAUGUGCCGUCAUCGCUCAAAAAUUUUGCCAAAGCAUUCGGUUUGCAAGAAACCAAAGGAGACUUUCCUCACAAACUUAAUCAGCCAGAAAAUUGGAACAAAAUUCUUCCAUGGCCAGAUCGACACGAUUACGGUUACCAGCUCAUGAAAAAGAAAGAGCGUAAACGUUUUAUAAAGUGGUUCCGUAAAGAGCGACGCCGUCACAACAAUCAAUUUGACUUUAAUGCUCACUUUAUUGGAUAUUGCUCGCAAGAUGUUCUUGUUCUCCAACAAGCAUGUGAGAAGUUUCGAACGCUCUUCCAACAAGUGACGAAUGGAUUGUGUCCAUUUGCUUCAGGCCUUACCACCCCUGGAAUGUGUAAUUAUUUUUGGAGAGCGCGGAUGUUAAAGAAAACCAAAUUGCGCUGAUUGGUCCCCCUGGACAAGGUAAAAAAUCUUCUGCCAAAGGAGAUCGUUGGCUCCGAUGGAUUGAAAUGGACAACGAUAUACAACUCCAGCGCGAGGUUCGAAUCGGCCCUUGGACAGUAGAUGGUUUUGACCCAAGGAAUAAAACCGUUUAUGAGUUUCUAGGGUGUAUGUGGCACGGUUGCAGCGACUGCACGACAAAAAGUACACUGCAUCCAUUUCUUAAUCGCCCCAUGGAAGAAAUCAACAAAGCAACUGACUCACGCCUUGACGCAAUAAAAGCUAUGGGUUACGCUCUUGUUUCAAUCUGGGAGCACGAAUACGAUGCGCGCCUAGCAGCAGACAUGGAAUUCAAACAAGUCAUCGAGUUAGCAAACAUUGAAGAGCCUAUGCACCCACGAGAUGCAUUCACCGGUGGCCGAACAAACGCUA
This is a messenger RNA of Paramacrobiotus metropolitanus, 1477 nucleotides long. RefSeq lists its product as uncharacterized. The record is from RefSeq and is a predicted model, not a curated record. Gene Ontology annotation, biological process: DNA replication. Bases 59 to 1048 code for a protein of 329 amino acids. NCBI's taxonomy places the organism in Eukaryota, Metazoa, Tardigrada, Eutardigrada, Parachela, Macrobiotidae. The transcript is spliced from 4 exons. Gene Ontology annotation, molecular function: nucleotide binding; DNA binding; DNA-directed DNA polymerase activity.